UUGGAGGAAAGAAAAACACAAAAUUACUUCUCCACAAAAGCUUUCUCUGCCUGGAAAAGUUCAUUCUAGGCUUAGAGGGGUGGUCCGUAUUGUUUAAUUUCCUUAACGGGCCAUAUAGCAUAAUUAUCUGUGAGAUUGGAAGGUAUUGCUGUAGAUAGCCUAUUGCAGGCACACCGGCUGUAACCCCACCACAGAUAACAAGAGUCUUUUCGACGAGAGGAAUUGCUGGGGGAAGAAGAAGAAGAGGAGGAAGAAGAAGAAGAAGUGUUGUUUGGCUUUUCCCCCCGUGAAGAGUUGAAGCCGUCCUCGUCGUGCAUACUCUGCAUAUCACAGGAUUGGGUCUCUCCUCUCUCGUCGAGCUGCUGCAGGACUGGCUAUGGCCACCACUACUUCCGGGAUCCGUCAUUUCAUUCGCCCACCGAUCAGCGCAGCGAACUGACUCUGUUCUAUAAGCAAGCAAGCAGCCAACCUGCCAACACGCGCUGACACUCACUCAUCUCAGACCGCGAGAUAGACCAAAUACCUACGGGGGGAAAAAGGAGGAAAGAUCUGCAACUGCGAUCCCUUAAUUUCUUCUGAUUUUUUUUUUUUUUUUACACUUACAAUAAAACAACACAGCGAUCCGGAGUGAGAGAAGGGGACGCGGACUUGCGGGAUGAAAACGGGCUAAAAAGAUUCAUCUUCUCUUGAACAUCAUCACCAACCAUCAUUCAUUCAUUACCUUGACAACCUCUGGCUUUGAUUGACAGCUGGAGUGGCAAAAAGCCAUGAGACACGACAGUUUAGUUACAUGCAGGUUGUUGAUGGGCCGAUUGUAACCUUCAGUUUGGCGCAUUUUUUUCUUUUUUGAGGAAAGAGGAAAACAAGAAAAAUUGUAAAACUCCUCAUGCUACUACUUCAACUGAAGCACAUUAGCGAAUAGGAGAAUUCGCAAAGUUGUUUGAAAGGGGAAUCUUACUACUAAAUCACUUUCCAACCGUACUGGGAUAUUAAAUAUUCGACACAUUGAGGAGUUUAUUGGAGGGCAGUCUGAUGGCGCAAAGGUACGAUGAGCUGGCCCACUACGGUGGGAUGGACGGAGUGGGAGUCCCGGCGUCUAUGUACGGAGACCCGCACGCUCCUCGGCCGCUUCCUCAGGUCCAUCACUUGAACCAUGGUCCCCCGCUCCACGCCAGCCAGCACUACGGGGCUCAUGCCCCCCAUCCCAACGUUAUGCCCACUAGCAUGGGCUCCGCUGUCAACGACGUUCUAAAGAGGGAUAAAGAUCAAAUUUAUGGUCACCCUUUAUUUCCCCUGCUCGCGCUGGUUUUUGAGAAGUGCGAGCUGGCGACCUGCACUCCGAGGGAGCCCGGCGUGGCGGGCGGCGACGUCUGCUCUUCAGAUUCAUUCAACGAGGACAUCGCAGUCUUUGCCAAACAGGUCCGCGCAGAAAAACCUUUAUUUUCAUCAAAUCCAGAGUUGGACAAUUUGAUGAUACAAGCCAUACAAGUAUUACGAUUUCACCUUUUGGAAUUAGAAAAGGUGCAUGAGCUCUGCGACAAUUUUUGCCACCGGUACAUCAGUUGUUUGAAAGGAAAAAUGCCAAUAGAUCUAGUUAUUGACGAACGGGAUGGCAGCUCAAAAUCAGAUCACGAGGAGCUAUCGGGAUCUUCGACUAACCUUGCAGAUCAUAACCCAGCUUCCUGGAGGGACCACGAUGACGCCACCUCCACACACUCAGCCGGCACGCCCGGGCCCUCCAGCGGGGGCCACGCAUCACAGAGCGGGGACAACAGCAGCGAACAAGGUAGGAACCGCCCUCACAUUCACCCCGACACACACACGCACACACACACACACACACACUUAGAGGUAGCAUGCUUUCUUCUUGAUCCUUCAGUGAGCCAGGGAGCGGCGUACAGUCCGGAGGGACAGCCAAUGGGAAGCUUCGUGCUGGACGGUCAGCAGCACAUGGGGAUCCGACCAGCUGGUCUAGCAGGCAUGCCAGGGGAGUACGUACCUCAGAGUGGUCCUAUGGGCAUGAGCAUGGCCCCGCCCAGUUACCCACCUGCCCCAACCCACCAUCAGAUGACCCCCCACCCGUCCCAGCUCCGUCACGGACCCCAGCUUCACCCCUACCUGCCUGGACACCCCCACCACCACCACCACGGCCACCACGGCCACCACCCCCACCACCACCCCCACCCAGCCAUGCUGAUGCACGGAGGACCUUCCUUGCACCCGGGAAUGACCAUGACCACACAGAGACCCCCCCUGCUGGCCCCCAAUGACCCCGGAGCCGGAGGACCAGGCCUGGAUAUUCACGCCCAAUAGUAUAAGGGAACUUUUCUAUCGCCACGACAACAACGACCACCAACCACCAUCCACCAACAACUACAACCAACCAACAACUACAACAGCAGCAGCUACAACAAGAAAUUAAUUUAAAAAUAAAAUAUAAGCCACACAGCGAACCCCAACAACGAAACUUUAACUAUUUUAAGACUAUUUUUAAGAAUUAAAAGUGAACCCUUUUGAUCAGAAAUUAGACACUAAAGAAACAGAAUACUAGAUGAGCUGUGAUACUUUUUUUAACAAAAUUAAAAGCUUUAAAAAUAAAAGUAAAAAAAAUAACUUGUCGAUUUUAUUACUUUCAUCCAAAUGGAGGACCAAGCCCACAGGAACACUUUGUAAAGUCUUGGGCUUUUGGUAAAGACAUCCACAGCGGUUGUUUUUUUUGUUUAUAUGUGCAAGAAAUGGACUAAUGCACACUUAAAAACACCUGCACACCACACACACACUCACACGGCGCCAUUCACAUGUUCACAACAAGUACACUUUCACGUGACAUGCUCCAACGCUUCGGAAAAAUGAAAAUCACCCUCGAAGAUUUAAAAAAAAGGAAUUGACGAAAAAGACUCCAAGAGUUAUAACUACUGUAGAAUAAAAAAAAAGUUUAGAUAACUAAGUUAAAACUUUGUGCAUUUUUUUUCUUUCCUCUUCUUUGUUUAUCAACACAACUUACGUUUCCUGAUCUAGUUCUAGAAAUUAAAGGUUAACCCCUUCCUCUUCCACACUGUGUGUGCUCCUACCCCGGGGGGAGAGACUGUUUCAACAGCACAGCACUAUAUAAUGAAAACAAUGAGAAAACAAAGAAGAAGAAGAAGAAGAAGAAGUAGUACAAGAAGAUGGAACAUCUCAAAAAAAUGGCUCCCAAUGACAGAGGGCAAUCAGGUCCUGUCCCUCCACCAGCCCCUGGCUCCAGCACCACCACGACUGUAAGAACAGGCCACGAUGGGAAGAGCUAUACACGAAAUGACACCGGAUCUCUCCGCAAGAUUCACAUUGAUCAUUCAUCAUGCCCCCCC
Gadus chalcogrammus (walleye pollock) is the source of this 3347-nucleotide messenger RNA. It is a transcript of the gene meis2a, whose product is annotated as Meis homeobox 2a. The record is from RefSeq and is a predicted model, not a curated record. The transcript has 11 exons. The coding region runs from base 1033 to 2313 and encodes 426 amino acids. Lineage: Eukaryota; Metazoa; Chordata; Actinopteri; Gadiformes; Gadidae.